GCGGUCAAGAAGAUGGAUGGAUGGAUGGAUGAAUUACUUCAGUAAUUCAACAUAGCAUAGGCCUAAUUCUUAAUAAAUUAACUCUAAUAAGUGAAAGUUUAUGUUCAUAGAUGUACCAUAUAAUACUUGUUGAUAAAUUUAACCCCCCAAAAAAUGUUUCAAUGAUGAUGCACGUCACUGCAUUGCUGUGCUAGCAAAGUAGCAGGCAGCUAGGCUAAAUGUUGUUGUCGGUCGUACUUUUUUUUUUGGUAAGAAAGUGAAGGGCGGGUUUGCACAUAAUCUUCUAAAUCCGUGCCGGCAGUGCUGAGCUUCUUUCUUGGUUGCACAAACAAGAGAAAGCCCAGCUAGAAAAUGCAGCGCUAACACUAACUUUCUGCUCAGUGACAUAAACACUGAAGAGAGCACAUUUUAUUGAAGUCUAUUUGUCUAUUUGAGGGUAAAUAUUGAAUGCAAUUAAGAUGUAUUUACCAUGUAUGUAAUCCAUUUCCAUUUUGUCAAACAAUCAGCUGGGAUAACAAGCAUUUACAAGCUCAGUUAUAUAGAUUUUAGCACAUAGGUGAAAUAAAAAAUAAUGGCUAUUUAGAACCUGUUAAUUUCAAAGCUUUGUGUUUACUGCAGCAGUGAAAGGCACAAUUCUUGCACAAUUCACAGACAAAUCUUUAUAGAUCAUAAUUUUUUUAAUGUACCACAAGAUUAAUAUUUUUCCAAAUUUUCAUUUGAGCCAUAUUUUGUGAAAAUCUGUUUAGAAAUGAAGGAGCUAGCCUGAUUUUUGUGAUGUCUGCCUGUCCUCCAACAGCUGCGUUCUGCUGUCAUGACUCAAUAGCAGCAAAUAGGAAUGGGCCAAUCCAGUAAUAUAGAUCAAUGGCACGAUAAAUUACUAUUUACCUCUCAGUUUUUGCAAAAAGUAAAGACAGAGAUUAUGGUCACAUUAAAUCAAUCAAAAUAUACUUUCUGUUUAUGCCCAACCCUUAUCAACAGAAGCCAUUUUGUCAUUCAGACACCAGGAAGGAGAAGUGAGAAACAUGACAAACCAAUAAACAAAUUCAAACCUGUAAUGUACGUCUUUGUCUUUUGUUACUUUAAUGAAACAGUUGGCCUAUAACUUGUGAGACUAAUGGCGAUUAGUAGGGAAAACUACUUAGUCCUUGAAAAAAAGGUUUUAGAAUAUGAUUAAUGAUCUUUUUAUUUUACAUUAGAGAGAGGAAAGAAACUGAAGUUAAGCUUGUUUUGUUCCAAACAGCUUUGUCAAUCCAUCUAGAAAAAGGUAUUAAUGAACCUCUGAGAGAACAGGUUUUUCUUUUGGUUCCUCUGAAGUCAUAAGGUUUAGAGGAAACUGUUUAGGCUUUUUUUUUUUGUUACCCAUAACUGUUAGGAAUCUUUGAAGAAAGGUUUUAGAGCCUAUCACAAAUGAUGGGAGGAGUUUGAGUUAAAAUAAAAAACUGUUUGAUCUGUUUGACCACAUUUCCUGCAGACUCUCAGAUGGAAAAGUCAAGCUUACACAGCAAACAAAACACGAGAUGAAAAGCAAAUAAAAUGGACAAAGUCGAUGACGAAGCGCCAAGAGGGAAACAUAGAGAAUCUGAAGCUACAAAUGAUGAAGUUGUUCCUGAACUCACACUUAUGUUGGUCGGAGACUCAAAUUCCAUUAAAAAAGGACCAAGAAAUCUCUUCCUUGAUCAUGACGAGCAAAAAUCAGAGAAAUCUUUUUCAUCCAAACUGUAUGACUUGUGUGGUCGACACAUUUGUGUCUUGAACAUGUUUGAUCUUCCAAACAUUGAUUCAAUCCCAACAAAUCAAGAAGUUCAUGCUUUUAUCCUGCUGGUAGCAAACGGUCAGCACAUCAGUCAUUACAGAUCAGGAAUGCAGUGGUUAGAGAAAACCUUUGGAAAACAAUGUUUUCCUUAUGUCAUCACAGUUGUGACUCAUAACCCUGAUGAAAACUGUGAAAAUGCAGUUACAGAUUUAAAAGCUUUUGGAAGUUUUUCAGAGAAAAGAUGCCAAAAAUCAAAAAGAAGAAUGGAUGAAAAGGAAUUAGUUGCUCUUUUGGAAAAAAUCGAUGUCAUGAUCUCUGAAAACAAACCUCCAUGCUGCAGUUUCAUGAUCGCUGACAAAAAGGAAGGUCGAAAAGAAGGAGUCGUCACAGGUUUCUUUAAUGUGGACAGAAGUGGAAACACAACGCAGCAACAAGGGAUUUUUCCUGAAGAAAACCACCAAGAGAGUCAUCAAAAUGAAGUUAAAGGCCUGUUCAACAGACUUCAGGACAGACGACAACAGAAGUUUUCAUCAGCAGAUUUUCAUAUAAUACGUCCUACUCUGAAACAGAUUAAUGACACACCUGAAAAAAUGUUAGCUCAAGUCUUUCUUCAGAGGUUGAUGGCAUUAGAUUACAGAGCCAGAUCCAUCCCUGUACAACCAGAUACUUCUGAGUCUGACUCAGUUUCUGACGGGAAUAGCACAGAUGAUGAUGAUGACUUAGAUUCUUUUAUUAACACAAACACUGAUUCUAAUCAGUCCAAACAGGAUCAUGUUCACCCCAUGGACAUCCAGAUGGUUGUAUUUCACUGCUCAGACAGCUUCCUGAAGCAGAACAUGAUCACAAAGUUGUCACAGUGUCAGUACGCCUUACCUCUGCUUGUUCCUGAUCCUGCUGCAGCAGAUAUUGAGUGUCCUCUGUGGACGUUCAGGCAAAUAAGAAAAACAUGGAAGAAAACUGAAAUCAGAGAUAAUUCAAAGAGUGUCUCCAUCAAGAGUCUGCCAAUCUACAAAGCUGAAACUCCACUGGUGUCUUUCCUCCGUCUGGGUUCACUGUCUCAGUCUAAAUCUCAGCUCAUGAACACUUUGAUCACCGACCGUCACAACACCUUCUUCCACAGAAACUGUCCAGGAAGCACCAAAUCUCGUCAUUUGAUGGAUGGAGUUGUAGAGAUUGCCUGGUACUGUCCUGCUGGAAAAGACAAUGAUUCAUUCUCUGACUGCAUUGGCUUCUGUAAUCUUCAUGGUGAUUCUCUGUUGAUGGAAAAACAACGUGAAAUACUGACUGAAAUAUCUUCAGUCUUAGUUGUUCUUGUACCAGCUCUGGUAAAAGGUCAGGAAAGUUCUAAAGUCAUUUCUGCUCUUAUCAGAUCUCCAAAUCCUCUGAUUGUUCUCACUGCUGAUAAUGACUGUGGUGCUGUUCAGAUAAAACCACAAAAAUACAAAGUGGGUCUGAAAGACAGAAGUCAGUCAGAUGUUUCUGAAGAACUCAGAGAAAUCAUUAGAAAGAUUUUGUCUGGAUCAAACAAAUCCUUCAAUCUUGAGUUGAUGUCCAACAUCUCUGGAGUCAGAGUGGAUGAAGACGACACAGUCUGUCAAAAUGGAAAAUCUGCUGCCAUGAACAUAGUGAAGCUGAUUCAGGACAUGGAUGUUUCCAGGAUCAAAGAUACUUUUCUUCCUUGUCAAGGUCAACUUUGGCAUGAGUGGUGCAGAACAAACAAAGAAAGAUUUCACCUCAGAGGAAACAUUGAGAAAGAAAAAAGUCAGAAAGAUCAGAAACUGAUACAAAUCCGACAGAAACAAUGUGCUGCUUCCUGUAGUGAACUGAUGAAAUCAUUCACUGACAGCCUCAUGAGUUUGGAACAGAAAGACAAAGAAUACUUCCUGAAUUGGACUCAGAUCCUGAUAGAUGAACUCUCCUCAAAGGAUCUCUCUGCAAUUUUCCAAAACUAUGAUGAAAGAUGGUCGGAGGUUUUGGCUUUAAAAAAGAAACAUGACAAUUCUGAUCAGUUAAAAGUCAAACAAACUGAGCUUGAACAAAUAUCACAGAAACUGCAUUCAGCAACCUUUGGUUUGGAGCACAUCUUCAGAGAAAUGUCACAGAUCUAUGAAGCCCAUCAAUCUCUAAAGAGACCAACACACUGCAGACACACUGAAUGGGUUAAAUACCCUGAGCUGGCUGCAGAUCUGAUGAUAUCUGGACAUCCCAUGGAGUUGAUGGAUGGUGAUGCAGGUCACGUGCCUUUAACUUGGAUCUCUGGUCUUUUACAGGAAGUCAUCAAGAAACUGGGUGACCAGAGAGUUUUUGUGUUGUCAGUUUUGGGCGUUCAAAGCAGUGGAAAGUCAACAAUGCUGAAUGCCAUGUUUGGACUGCAGUUUGCUGUGAGUGCAGGCAGGUGCACCAAGGGUGCAUACAUGCAGCUGCUCAAAUUAUCAGAGGAAAUCAAGACAGACUUCAAGUUUGACUAUGUUCUAGUGGUGGACACUGAAGGACUGAGAGCUCUUGAGCUGGAAGGUCACAACACUCUUCACCACGACAAUGAACUGGCAACAUUUGUUGUUGGUUUAGGAAACAUGACACUGAUCAACGUCUUUGGUGAGAAUCCAGCUGAGAUGCAAGACAUCCUGCAGAUUGUUGUUCAGGCUUUCAUGAGGAUGAAGGAAGUUCAGCUUUCUCCAAGUUGUGUGUUUGUUCACCAGAAUGUUACAGAUAUCACAGCUGCAGAGAAAAACAUGGACGGAAAGAGACGACUGCAAGAAAAACUGGACAAGAUGGCUCAACUAGCUGCUAAAGAGGAAGGAUGUGAAGCUCAAUGUUUCAGUGAUGUUAUUGCAUUUGAUGUUCAAAAAGAUGUGAAAUACUUUGCUCAGCUGUGGGAGGGAAGUCCACCAAUGGCUCCUCCAAAUCCAGGUUACAGUGAGAGUGUCCAAGAACUGAAGAGCUUCAUCCUGUCUAAAGCUUCAGAGUCUGAUGGAAUCAAACUCUCACAUUUCAGCAGCAAAAUUCAGGAUCUGUGGAACGCUCUGUUGAAUGAAAACUUUGUUUUCAGCUUUAAAAACACUCAAGAAAUCUCAGUGUACAGAAAACUGGAGGUCCAGUACGGAAACUGGACUUGGACUCUGAGGAGUGAGAUGCUGACCAUUGAGAACAGACUUUAUCCACAAAUAGAAAAUGGAAAACUUGAUGUGAUUGAAGUCAGUGAUCUUUCUAAAGAAAUGAGCAAGACAUAUGGAGAAAUAAAGACAGAAAUCACAGAUCACUUUGAGAAAGAUGCAGACAAAGAAAUGUUGGUUCAGUGGCGUGGACGAUUUGAAAUCAAAAUCAAAGAUUUUCAUCAAGAACUUCUGACAGGAGUCAAAAGAAAACUGGAUGAAGUCAUUCAGCAGAAGAAAGCCUGUAAGAAGCUUGAUGAGAAGAAAACAGAUUUUGAGAACAAACUGCUGCAAAAAAGCAAAGAACUCGCUCACAAGUUAAAAGAGGCCAUAAAAGAUGAGGAGGAACUCAAAAUGCAGUUUGACUUUGUUUGGAGUCACUGGAUUAAAGAAUUAACUUCAGAUACAAAACCAAUUGAGGACAUCAACCUGGAAGAAGAUCAGUUCACUGUCAUUGAACACCUUGGCUUUGAAUUGACUAUGUGUUGUGAAUUGCAAACCAGUAAGAAAUAUAAAAGCCUGGCCGAAAUUGGGAAUUACCUUGAUUAUAUACAUUUAAAGAAAUCUUCUAGAUUUAAGGCUUUUUUUAAAUUUAUAAGGGAGAAACUAAGCGGUCUAAUUCCACAUGAAGAUCAGGAACAGAUCAGAUCUUUCAUUGAAAACGUUGAACAAAAAUCACUGGAGAUCAUUCAGAGCAAACCUGUAGCAACAAGAGGAUACACAUCAACUUACCUGCAUGAAGUGGCUAAAAAUGUUCAAGAAAACGUGACAGAAUUUGAAUCAAAUACAAAAAUUACCUUCAAUAAGAAGUUCACAGUUGAUCUUCUGCUGUUUGUCUUCCACAAAGCAUCUGGCUGGAUUUUAAAGUCUCACAAGACAUACAAAGAUAACAAUGAUGUUCUAAACUACUUGAACAGCAAGAAAAAUGAAUAUUUCAACAUUUUCAUACGUUUCUGUAAAGGAAGCUCGUCUGCUGUGGUGUUUGGAGAAAUGAUCUGUGAGAAACUGAAGGUCUCUGCUGUUGAGGCUGUCUGUAACCAGACUGCUGUUGACCUUGCUGGAGAACUCAGGUGUAAUGUCCCAGCAUUCAAUGGGAACAGGCUGAACCUGGAGAAACAUGUGUUGAAGGAUCUGGCAGAGAAAGAAGACUUCAACAAGUUCAUGACCUACAUCAGAGGUCCAAGGAAGCAAGUUAAACGUUUUAUUAAAGAAAAAGUAAAAACAUUCAUAUUAUUUGAAAACAAUAACAAAGCUCAUGAUAUCCUCCAGAAAAAUGCAGACGACAUGCAGAGAGUCAUCAGACAAAUGUUAUUUGAAGCAACAGAGAAGAUUAAAUCUAAAAAGGGAGACAUUAACAUGUGGAUGAAUGAGUUCUCAAGAUCACUGAGCUGUAAGCUGAGACUUGAUACCAUUUCCUGUCAGAACUUCAGAGAUGUGAAUAAUUUUGACUUUUUAAGAGAUGAAAUAGAAAAAGGUCUUCAAAUCAUUAUUAAGGAGAUGAAGGAUCUCCCUCUGACUGAGGUGAUGAAUCACAGACAGAAACCUGAUAAAAUCCUCAUUGAUCAGCUGUGUGACUGCUGCUGGGAACGAUGUCUAUUCUGUGCAGCUGUUUGCAUCAACACCAUCAAAGACCACAGUCCAGACAAACACAGUGUUCCUUUUCAUCGACCCUCUGGAGUUAAAGGAUGUCACUAUAGAAACACAGACCAGCUAGCUAAUGAUUUCUGCACCACAUUAGUUGUCAGUGAUAAAGGGUUCUAUCCCAGUCAUGAUCCAGAGAAGUGCAUUCCUUUUAAACAGUAUCAAACUGCAGGAGGAGAAUAUGCAUCAUGGAGCAUUACUGCAGAUGGAUCUAUGCUGCCAUACUGGAAAUGGUUUGUUUGUCGCUUUCAGAAGGAAAUAGAAGAUUAUUAUGAACUGAAGUUUCAGGGUCACGGGGAGAUUCCAUCUGAGUGGAGGAAUUACAGUAAAGAACAAGCUCUCAAAAGUCUAGAUGAAAUGUCCAGUUUGUGAAAAAACUGUUAACUUACUGGAGUUUUAAAGAGGUUCAGUUGGGUGUUUUCCCCCAAAGUAAUAUUCACCUUUUACUCACGGGAGAGCAGCAGGUAAAUCUAAUAAAGAAAGAGAAAAAAACAGAUCAAUCUGUUUUUUCUUUAAUCCCAGUUUAUCAUCAGUGAAAUUAUGUUAGGUUGAAGCAACAAAACAUGUUAGACAGCAAUGAAAGACUCAGUCAUGUAGAGACACAAGUUAACUAAAAUUAUGUUUUUUCUGCUAGAAAGCAUAUUUUUAAAAAAAAUCUAUGACAUUUGUGUCUAACUUCUAAUGAACAAGACUAAGCAGGUUUUGAAAACAAACAAGAGGAUAUUUUAUUUGUGCAAAAAAUGUUUUACUGUAUUAUUUUUAUUUUAUUUUAAUAUUGCCGAAAUAUCUGUCCUGUUAAUGUGUUCCAAAAAUAGAAUAGAACAUAUAUUUGGAUUUUAAAAUAGUUUUAAGCAUUUUUAUUGGGAUGAAUAAAAAUAUAUUUUGUUUUAAAAACUUUGAUUCAACUACAAUAUCAUUUUAUUUGAGUUCUUUGUGUGUUUUUAGAACUUUCUUAAAUUAUCAUUUGGGGGCCUACAUGUUGUUCAAUGGUAACCUUCCUUUGUUUCCUUUUUUAGCUAGUUUUAUUUGAAAGUAUUUGAAUUUAAAGAAAUUGAUUAUUUAAGUUCUC
Messenger RNA from Oryzias melastigma (Indian medaka), 7615 nucleotides. Its product is annotated as interferon-induced very large GTPase 1-like. The transcript is spliced from 5 exons. The record is from RefSeq and is a predicted model, not a curated record. Lineage: Eukaryota; Metazoa; Chordata; Actinopteri; Beloniformes; Adrianichthyidae. Gene Ontology annotation, molecular function: GTP binding. The coding region runs from base 1534 to 6918 and encodes 1794 amino acids.